Messenger RNA from Uloborus diversus, 1725 nucleotides. It is a transcript of the gene UbcE2M, whose product is annotated as NEDD8-conjugating enzyme Ubc12-like. The record is from RefSeq and is a predicted model, not a curated record. NCBI's taxonomy places the organism in Eukaryota, Metazoa, Arthropoda, Arachnida, Araneae, Uloboridae. The transcript has 5 exons. The coding region runs from base 81 to 629 and encodes 182 amino acids.
AAUUGUACCAUUCCAUUCUUUCCAAAUUUUCUGAAAUUUGAUUGUCAGGUGUUAAAUGAUUUGUUUUAUUAAAUUUGAAUAUGAUUAAAUUAUUUUCUUUGAAACAACAGAAAAAAGAUGGUGAAACUGCUGGAAAAACGAGCACCCAAAAAAGAGCUUCAGCUGCGCAGCUGAGGAUUACGAAAGACAUUAAUGAACUAAAUCUCCCAAAAACAUGUCGGAUGGAAUUUCCAGAUCCUGACGAUCUUCUGAGUUUCAAGCUAAUUAUUUCUCCUGAUGAAGGGUUUUAUCGUGGAGGUUGUUUUAACUUCAGUUUUCGUGUAAGUCCAAAUUACCCUCAUGAGCCUCCAAAAGUAAAAUGUGAGACUAUGGUCUAUCAUCCAAACAUUGAUUUAGAAGGCAAUGUUUGUCUAAAUAUUUUAAGGGAGGAUUGGAAACCUGUUUUAACCAUAAAUUCUAUUGUUUAUGGAUUGCAAUAUUUAUUUUUGGAACCAAAUCCAGAAGAUCCCUUAAAUAAAGAUGCCGCUGAAGUGCUACAAAACAAUAGAAGAGUAUUUGAGCAAAAUGUACGAAAAGCUUUGGCAGGAGGAUAUGUAGGAUCAACAUAUUUUGAAAGGUGUUUAAAAUAGUGUAAAUUAUAAAAGACAUUAUUACAAUUGCUUCCACGUAUGUUGACAUAAGAGGAGUUUGUAAUUUUGGGUGUAAUGACAUUUUCCAUGUGUAUGCGAUUGGACUUACGAACAUUCAUUUAUUUAUCUAUGUAUUUUAGUGUUUAUUUUAUCAAUUUUAUGCAAGAGGCAUGUUAUUAUUUAUGUUAUGCAAAUACUUUGCUGUAAAUAACUUUCCACCUUAAAAGUCUUAAAAUGGUAUUAUAUAUUUAUGCAUAGUGUGUUCACCUUUAACCUGAAGGACGUAUAUUUUGCUACUUUUUAGUCCUCAGUAUAUACUUUUCAUUAUAGAAUUUGUCAAACAGAAGUGCAGAUUUGAGAUUUAAGAGAAAAGUAGCCAUACAAACUUUUUGUACAGUGCCCAGGUCCUUAAAAACAUUUGCGCCCUAAGUUGCCGAAGUGAAAAACAGUAUUUAUCCUUUACUAACAGAAUAUAUAUUCAUUUUAUGUUCUAUUGAGAAGUAAAUAUGAUCGUUAUAUUAUGAUACUUAAAAACACAGUUCAAAAGCUGGUAUGAUUCUGGGGAAAAAAUAUUAUUAGUAAGCUGCUCCUGAAAAUGUGUAAAUCACUAUUAAGUGUGAAAUGUUGUAUGUCACUAAAUAUCAAGUUUUAUUUCUUGAUGAAUUCUGGUCAUACUAACGUGAAAUACUUAUGUUUGGAUUGUUUUUAUGUUUGUGAUUUCCCUAAAUAUAAGUUAGGAUCUAGGUCCUGUAUGGAAACUUACAGAUUGUAUAUUUUAAAAAUUUUAAAUUUUUAAAUAUCUUGACUCUGCAUCUUGUUUUGACCAUUUUUGCAAUUGAAAGUAUACAACUAGGACAAAUGGUUACAAAAAAGGGGUUUUUCAGGUUAAAUAUGGAUAUGAUGUAUACAUGUGGACAUAUAUAUAUAUAUAUAUAAAUUUUUUUAUAAAUGUAACAGAAUAAAUCAUCAAUAUUGUAAAUUAUGCCUUCAAAUUUAAUUUAUUUUUCAAUCUUAAACAUUUAUUUAAAUGAAUAAUUUCCAAUUAAUUUUGUAGUUGUGGAGAAGUACUAAAAUAAAUUUUAUUCAUUAAAAUCCU